CCUUUAUUCGCGCAAGACGACAUAUAUACUGGCAUUUCUAAUCGCCCACGCUCGCUAGAAAAUACUGAGAUAGGAUGCUGACUCGGCCAAGUUCUGUACUUGUGCUACAGGACAGGUAAACCUUGGGCGCGAUUUGCUUUGAUGGAGAUACGCCGCUUUCACUCCGACUUAACGGCCAAACAUAAUGCCCUCUGAAGGCUACCACCCUCAUGAUGCCCAUCAUCGCCCGACUCACCAUAUUACCUCCCAGGUUCACCGUGACUACAACACCACCGGGGCUGCCCUCACUGAGGGCCCCAGCUCCCAAUCCCAAUCUCAAUCCCAAAGCCUGCUCUCCCAGGAUAUCGCCAAUGCAGUGGCGAUCCUCAGGACAAUCGAGAAGAUUGUCUGGGAGAUUGUUGAGGUUUUGUUUUGCAUCGUCAUCGCCCUCUGUUUGUUGGCUCUCGGAUUCCUAGGGGCCUUUUUUGGUAUUCGGAACGUCAUCGGCCAUUGGAUAUUGCUUCAUCUUCGCGCCUCCUCAAAAUCCUAUUCCAAAGUCACCCUGCUGUCGACUUUCUGGUUUGGAUUUUGGGGCUCAGCUAUUACAUUCAUCCCUUUCUGGCUAGUAUACGUCCCGCUGCGCAAUUUCCUUUGGGAUACAGAAAACCCGAUUUUGGCGUCCUUCUUGGCAUUCCUCAACCUUGUCCUGGUCACUGCCAUGGUCGCAUUGGAAUGCAAAAUUGGAGUGUUUCUCGCCAGGCGCUACGGUGUAGUGACGCUCAAACUUGGAGAUGCUAUCCGUGUUGCGUACACUGGAGUAGUAGCCCCGAUCCUUGGGGUGUGCAUUAUGCUAGUGCUCCUUCUCGGAGUCAGUCUUUAAUCUGCUGAGUAUCGGUGGUAGUGGUGAUCGAGCUGCAGAUCCUUGGAUGCAUUGGUGAUUAUACGGCAAAUCCCUGGCUUCGUGAUGUGUAAUGCAUAAUACUGACGGCCCUGCCAAAGUCUCGUCAGCGACCAAAUAUACAUUUGUUCCAAUGCCAAC
Guyanagaster necrorhizus is the source of this 1018-nucleotide messenger RNA. RefSeq lists its product as uncharacterized. The coding region runs from base 185 to 859 and encodes 224 amino acids. The record is from RefSeq and is a predicted model, not a curated record. The transcript is spliced from 3 exons. Lineage: Eukaryota; Fungi; Basidiomycota; Agaricomycetes; Agaricales; Physalacriaceae.